AUGAGUACAGAAAACAUGGCUUCAGUUGAUAUUCGUUGCAUUCCGGAUAAUCCUUAUGCAAUCAUUGGUAUCGUGAAUACAAAAAGAGCUCGAAUAGAAAUUGAGACAAAGGCAAACGAACAAAAUGCUGAAACAACGAAACGGAAUCCAAUUAAUUUAGUAUUAGUACUUGAUCGUAGUGGUUCAAUGGCAUCAAACAAUAAAUUAGAAUUCGCGAAAAAAGCUGUUAUUUCCGUACUUAAUUUGCUUCAUGAUGAUGAUGUUGUACAUCUAGUAGCCUAUGAUGAUAAUAUUUGGAACAUUUUUGAAAAUGCACGUGCAUCAGCUCGUCAAGUUCUUUAUUCGGUUGUUGAAGGAAUUAAGUCUGGUGGUCAAACUUACUUAUCUGGUGGUAUUGAAACAGGUGCCAAUCUUUUUGAAAAAUAUGCAUAUCCUGGAUAUUCCAAACGCAUGUUUGUAUUAUCAGAUGGAUUAGCAAAUGUUGGAUUAAGAACAAAAGAAGAAAUUAUGAAAGCUGUUAAGAAAUAUAAUGAAAAAGGAAUUAUAAUUGAUUCAUUUGGUAUUGGAGAAGAUUUUGAUGCUGAAAUUAUGAAAGGUAUUGCUGAAGCUGGAUCUGGUCAAUUCUUUUUCCUUGAAUCAGCUGAAGUUAUUGUAACAUUGAUGACAAAAGCACUACAGAGUGUUUUCGAUGUUUGUGGAACACAAACUCAACUUAUUAUUCGCGGCCGUAAUAAUGCAAUCGUAACAAAAAUAUGGGGUCAUGAAAACAUUGCAUUAGGUGCAAAUCUUGGUGACCUUCAUGUUGAUAAUCUUCGUGUUGUUCUUUGUGAUUUUACAGUUUCUGGAACAGUAUCAGAAGGUACAGAAGUUGAUGUUCUUGAUUAUCAAUUGAAAUACAAUCGUCCUGGACAUGUUGAAGAAGAACCAUUAAUAGUUUCUGGUAAAUUAUCAGUAACAUUUGUCAAUGAUGAAUCCCUUAUUCAACAAAUUGAUCCAAAAGUUAAAACCUUACAUGCUGUUCAAGUUGCAGGAGAAAUGGAUGAUAGAAUUGCUCAAUUGAUAGACAAUAACAGAAGAGACGAUGCUAUUGCACUCAUUACUGAACAAAUUACUCUUCUGAAAGAAGUCGAGCAUUUAGACGAUGAGAAAGGUAUGAUUGAAAUGUUAGUCCGAAUGGCAGAAAACAUGCAAAACCGAUUGAAAGAACAAAUAGUUAGCGCAAAAACUGCUGCUAAAUACUAUGGUCACCAUGGUCAUAUGAAAAAAUGCCAUGAUUACAAAUACACUCAUCACUACGCAGAUGAAGCCUAA
This is a messenger RNA of Rotaria sp. Silwood1, 1311 nucleotides long. The record is from the annotation of a GenBank genome assembly. NCBI's taxonomy places the organism in Eukaryota, Metazoa, Rotifera, Eurotatoria, Philodinida, Philodinidae.